AUCUAUCCGUCCUACUUCCCAUUCGCUAACAUGGCGCCCCCAAGGGCACCUGUGACUUCGAAGGCAGACCCAACCGAUCUCGCUCGCCUCCGUCUCCGCUAUGAUAUCCUCGCGCGAGACUCGCCCGAGCUCAUGGACAGAACACCUCCCCGGUGGACGAGGUGGCUGCUGGGCGCCGACGAGGACAAGGGCAAUCCCGAGGAUGGCAUCACGCUCGAGAUGGAUGCAAAGAAAGGACGCAAGCAUGGGCCGCCACUGAUGCCUGGUGGCGAAAUCGAUGGCCGCUCCCGCAUGUUUUCCCGCCAGUGCGUGAUGGUCCGAGCCACAUUCUCUGUGGUGCAGAUGCAGACGCAGAGAGAGAUAGACCUCGGGACGGUGAGGGCAUGGAUCGCAUCAGAGAACUUCGACGUCGGGGAGACGGCGCGUAUCGAACAAUAUUUUGGAGUGCAUAGGGCCAUCGAGUAUAUCGAGUGCCCUCCCGGGUACAGGCUGGCUUCUAAAGUGAGGCCAGGUAAUGACAAUAACAACAACAACGAGAGCGACCAUUCAGACUCGUCAGAGUCGGAGGGGCAGGGGACCGCAGAGCCGACUGCCACGAGUAGGCGGACCAUGCGCAGGACAGAGGAUACCGAGGUCGAGACGAAGCGCGAGCCAAUUGACCGCAAAACGUUGAUGAGAUCGGAGAGCUUGGUGGGGCCGAAGACAAGAUCGGCUCGGAAGCGGACCCAGCCUGACCACGAAGGAGUGGCCAGUACCUCUGGAAAUAGCAGAAGGGUCAGACGAAAAUGAUUAUGUAUCACCCGAAAGCGGAGUAUAUGCCGUGCGCGUGUAGCGUCUACAUCGUGUAAUGUGGCGUCCUACUCGGCUCGAAUACUCAUGACCGUGACUGUCUGGUACUCUUCCUUACCCAACCCGACUCGACUGUAUUAAUGUACUCAUUAGCUUUACCUUUCCUCGGGCUCGUAUCUUGAUAUUUUCCUUUCU
Messenger RNA from Postia placenta MAD-698-R-SB12, 984 nucleotides. RefSeq lists its product as hypothetical. The transcript has 3 exons. The coding region runs from base 31 to 789 and encodes 252 amino acids. Lineage: Eukaryota; Fungi; Basidiomycota; Agaricomycetes; Polyporales; Adustoporiaceae. The record is from RefSeq and is a predicted model, not a curated record.